Huiozyma naganishii CBS 8797 is the source of this 954-nucleotide messenger RNA. RefSeq names its product cytochrome-b5 reductase (gene PGA3). The record is from RefSeq and is a predicted model, not a curated record. The transcript has a single exon. Gene Ontology annotation, molecular function: oxidoreductase activity. Gene Ontology annotation, cellular component: endoplasmic reticulum; plasma membrane. NCBI's taxonomy places the organism in Eukaryota, Fungi, Ascomycota, Saccharomycetes, Saccharomycetales, Saccharomycetaceae. The coding region runs from base 1 to 954 and encodes 317 amino acids.
AUGUCAGACUCAGUGGAGGAAGACCCCAGAGAAAACAUCUUGAAUGAGCCUCUACAUGGUAUUGUCAUUCCAAGUGCCCUCUUUAUAGUAGGUGUCAUUAUUUUGACCGUGAUGUCUGGCGAUUACAGGGUAUUGUUUGGAUUGCUGAUCCUGUUUGCUGUUGUGUUGGUCAGAUGGACCAGUGCAUAUUCUCGCAGAAGAUCGCUCUUCACGGACCGUUGGACGGCUUUGGAAUUGGUCGAUCAAACACUGAUUUCCAAGAACGCGGCCAUCUACCGUUUCAAGCUGAAAACCCAUUUAGAGUCCCUGGAUAUCCCUGCUGGUCACCACGUUGCCGUCAGAAUUCCAAUUGGUGGCAAAGACGAGAUAAGAUUUUACAACCCAAUCAAUCCAAAGAUUGACCAAGGCCAUUUGGAUAUUAUUGUGAAAUCGUACCAAGACGGGAAAGUAUCGAAAUAUUUUGCUGGUUUGCAACCCGGUGCCACUGUGGACUUUAAGGGCCCAAUUGGUAUUAUGAAUUACGCUCCAAACUCCUCAAAAGAAUUCGGAAUGGUCGUUGCUGGCUCCGGUAUUACUCCAGCGUUACAGAUUUUGAAUGAAAUUGUUACCGUUCCAGAGGACUUGACCAAAGUGUCGCUAAUAUAUGCGAACGAUACGGAAAACGAUAUCUUGUUGAAGGAUGAACUUGACGAAAUGGCCGAAAAAUAUCCCUACUUUCAAAUCCACUAUGUGGUGCGUAACCCAUCCGAGCAGUGGACUGGAGAUACUGGCGUUGUCACCAAGGAGCAGUUGGAGAAAUAUCUCCCUGUUGCAACUGAUGAGAAUAGACUAAUGAUAUGUGGUCCAGAAGUCAUGAAAGACAUGGUUUUACGCCAUGCCGUUGCUCUUGGCUGGAAACACAAUGUCACGAAUGCUAACUCAUCCAACGGUGACGAUCAAGUUUUCGUAUUCUAA